ACACCGCACAUCAUCAGUCUUGCUUUGGUCGAUCCAAACCAACCAAAUCCACUCAAGAAUGGCAUUCAAGUUUGUCGUGUUUGCUGCCUUUGUGGCCGUCGCCAACGCCGGUGUUCUUGCACCUGCCGCCCCCUUAGCUUAUGCCGCGGGACCCGCAAUCGUCGCCGCUGCUCCCGUUGCCAAGGCAGUGGUGGCUAAGACUAUCGACGCCGACUUCGAUCCGCAUCCACAAUACAGCUACGCCUAUGACGUGCACGACAGCCUGACCGGAGAUGCCAAGAGCCAACACGAGACUCGUGACGGCGACCUCGUCCAGGGUAGCUAUUCUCUCUUGGAAGCUGAUGGCACCAGGCGCACUGUUGACUACACCGCUGACUCAGUCAACGGAUUCAACGCCGUAGUCCGCAAGGAACCCGCCGCCGUUGCCGUCAAGGCCGUCGCCCCAGUUGCCGCUCCCAUCGCACAUGUCGCACACGCUGCACCCCUCGCCUACGCUGCCCCAGUCGCCAAGAUCGCCGCUCCCAUCGCCAAGCUGGCCACCCCAGUAGCUGCUGCACCCCUCGCCUACGCCGCUCCCGUCGCUAAGCUGGCCGCCCCGAUCGCUGCUCCCCUCACCUAUACCGCCCCCGUAGCUAAAAUCGCUGCUCCUGCCGUAGCUCACUUCGCGCACGCUGCACCCCUUACCUAUACCGCCCACGCCUCCCCUCUUGCGUAUGCCGCGCACACCUCUCCUCUUGCGUAUGCCGCGCACGCCUCUCCUCUUGCGUAUGCCGCGCACGCCUCUCCUCUUGCGUAUGCCGCGCACGCCUCUCCUCUUGCGUAUGCCGCGCACGCCGCCCCUCUAGCAGCUCCUCUUGCAGCCCCUCUUGCUAAAUUUGCUGCUGCACCUGCCAUCUCCUAUGCCGCCCCGGCUGCACCUGCCAUCUCUUAUGCCGCCCCGGCUGCAUCUGCCAUCUCUUAUGCCGCCCCAGCUGCUUACAUCCACUAAUCGUGUUGAUCACGCCAAUCUACAUUGUCGACUCAGGCCGAACUUAUUUAUUUUUAUAUCAUGUACAUGUUCUUUUUAUGUGACUGAUUAAAGAAAUUACAUA
This is a messenger RNA of Atta colombica, 1091 nucleotides long. RefSeq names its product cuticle protein 18.6-like. Gene Ontology annotation, cellular component: extracellular matrix. The coding region runs from base 59 to 988 and encodes 309 amino acids. NCBI's taxonomy places the organism in Eukaryota, Metazoa, Arthropoda, Insecta, Hymenoptera, Formicidae. The transcript is spliced from 2 exons. The record is from RefSeq and is a predicted model, not a curated record.